Messenger RNA from Scheffersomyces amazonensis, 2029 nucleotides. Its product is annotated as E3 ubiquitin-protein ligase. Gene Ontology annotation, biological process: protein polyubiquitination; ubiquitin-dependent protein catabolic process; positive regulation of proteasomal ubiquitin-dependent protein catabolic process. Bases 232 to 1788 code for a protein of 518 amino acids. The record is from RefSeq and is a predicted model, not a curated record. NCBI's taxonomy places the organism in Eukaryota, Fungi, Ascomycota, Pichiomycetes, Serinales, Debaryomycetaceae. Gene Ontology annotation, cellular component: ubiquitin ligase complex; cytoplasm. Gene Ontology annotation, molecular function: ubiquitin protein ligase activity; zinc ion binding; ubiquitin conjugating enzyme binding. The transcript has a single exon.
UAGUCAUUAGCAUAGUCAUUAGCAUAGUCAUUAGCAUACAUUAGCAUUAGCUCAUUAGUCAUUAGUCAUAGUUCUGUCGCAAAUGCAUAUUUUUUUUGAGACACACCCAAAUUCGCAGAAUAAACUAGACACUGUAUAGAUAUGCAACUGGAGCGAUACAUAUAAGACAAGCAGAAGGAACUUGCCACUUUCUUUCUCCAUGAUAUAGAAACAAGUUGAGUACACACAUCCAUGUCUGAUAUAGAGAGUGACUUUGAAUACGAAGACGACUUCGAGGGGUCGGAGGAUGGACUCUACGAAUCAGAAGAUGACUCUCAAUCAUUAGUACCAACCCAAGAAGACAAUUACCUUAGAGGAGAAUAUAAUAAUUUAGAGUAUUAUCCAUGGACAAUUAAACCGUUUAUACGAUAUAAUUUUCAAGAUAAAAUUGCCAGUGUAAGGAAUCAUAUUCCCUUAGCCACUGUAGAUGAAGCUUUAAUACUAUUACAAUAUAAGAAGUGGCAGCCUGAUGAAGUUAUUAAUGCUUAUUUUGAUAAACCUCAAGAAUUGUUAAAUGCUUGUGGAUUGCCGGCAAUAGGUACAAGUAAUAAUCAAUUUGAAACAGUCAAAAAAUUCGAAUGUAGUAUAUGUUGUGAAAAAUUCCGAACUACGAGAGUUUAUUCUUUAACGUGUAAGCAUAAAUAUUGUUUAGAUUGUUAUAUGAGAUAUAUUCAAAGCAGUAUUCAAUCAGGAAAUUUGAUUAAAUGUAUGUCUACUAAAUGUUCAUAUGUGGUACCACAUAGUGAUAUUGAUAAAAUAAUUGGAAAUAAAGAAGAAAAUCAACUUUUAUUGGCUCAUGCUAGGGCAUUUAUUGAUGCUAGUAGUAAGUUUAAGUGGUGUCCUUCAACUGAUUGUCAAGGUUUUACUGAAAUUAUUAAAAGUAAUGGAUAUGAAUCAGAUCUUGAUUCAUCUGAUAUAUCCAAAGUACCUAUUGUAAGUUGUGUUGAUCGUCAUGAGUUUUGUUUUAAUUGUAAUUAUGAAAAUCAUUUACCUUGUCCAUGCUGGAUAGUAAAACUUUGGAUUAAGAAAUGUCAAGAUGAUUCUGAAACCGCCAAUUGGAUAGAGGCUAAUACUCAUAGUUGUCCUAAAUGUGAUUCCAGUAUUGAAAAGAAUGGAGGGUGUAAUCAUAUGACGUGCAAAAAAUGUAGUCAUCAGUUUUGCUGGAUUUGUUUGGGCUCCUGGAAAGAGCACAAUAGAGAUUACUUUAAAUGUAAUAAAUUCAAAGAAAGUAAAAGUAUAGAAGAACGAAAGAAUAAGAGUAAAUUGUCCUUACAACGGUAUUUACAUUUCUAUAAGAGAUUUGCCAUUCAUGAAAGUUCUAUGAAGGGAGAUUUAAGAACUUUAGCGAUAAUUCAUGAGAUUACGCGAAUGUAUAUGGAAAAACGUAAGAAUCAAGAACAGAAUUUAUCAUGGAAUGAUAUUCAAUUCUUACCUGAUGCUAUACGAGGGUUAAUAGUUGGUAGAAAAACUUUAAAAUGGACUUAUUGUUUUGCAUAUUAUCUUUCCAAGAGUAAUUUUGCCCAAAUUUUUGAAUCAAAUCAAGAUUUUCUUAAUAAAACAGUGGAAGACUUAUCAGAAUUAUUUGAAAAAUUGAUAAGUAAGGAUAAUAAAGAUAAUGUAGUAGAUAUUAUUCUUAAGGAGAAGAAUAAAAUUAUUAAUUUGAGUGAAUUAAUAAUGACUCGUAAGAGAACUCUUGUCAGUGGUACUAUCUUGAAUGUUCAACAGGAUCUCUUAAGGUUUGAAGCAUGAUUAGAUAUAUGCAUAUAUAUAUUUGUAGUAAUUAGCUGCAAACACGUACUACGUAGUAUGUACAGGACCAUAAUAAACAAAUAAUAAAGAAAUAAAAGAAAAUAAGAGCGAAAUUAAGAAUGGUCUUGGCGCACGACCGGAGCCCUUAUCAGCUUGCAAAUUAAACAAAUUAAAUGCGGCCGUUCCCAAAAGGGAAAGUAUUAUCUAAGAGAUAAUCAACGAUGAAUUGAUGGAUUCAUGA